AGUGCGGGUCUGGGACCGGCGUGCGGGGUCCGGGAGGAGCGCCGUGCCCUGCCGAACCAUGAAUAAUUGUGUUCUCCUGGAAGAGCAGCUGAUCAAAAAAUCCCAGCAGAAGAGACGGACCUCUCCCUCUAACUUCAAAGUGCGCUUCUUCGUUUUAACCAAAUCCAAGCUGGCUUAUUUUGAGCAUCGCCAUGGGAAAAAAAGAAUUUUGAAGGGCUCCAUUGAACUGUCCAGGAUCAAAUGUGUCGAAAUUGUGAAAAGCGACAUCACAAUUCCCUGUAACUAUAAAUAUCCCUUCCAGGUUCUCCAUGACAACUACCUGCUGUACGUGUUUGCACCUGACCGAGAGAGCCGACAAAGAUGGGUGUUUACACUGAAAGAAGAAACCAGGAACAACAACAAUUUGGUGCCAAAGUAUCAUCCAAAUUUUUGGAUCGAUGGGAGAUGGCGAUGCUGUGGCCAGACCGAGAAGCUGGCAGCUGGCUGCUUAGAAUACGACCCCACCAAGAACGCUUCCAAGAAGCCUCUUCCUCCCACGCCUGAAGAUAACUGGUUGUUGCUGGACCCCCAGGAUGUGUUAGUAAUGGCUAUAUAUGACUAUCGGGCCCAGAAUCCCCAGGAGCUGACCUUGCAGCGUGGUGAGGAGUACUAUGCUAUCGACAAGUCUGAAGAUCACUGGUGGUUGGUUCAGGAUAAGAAUGGUCACGAAGGAUACGUACCAAGCAGUUACGUGGUGCAAAAAUCACCAGACAACCUCCAAAUGAACGAGUGGUACAAUAAGAGUAUCAGCCGCAGCAAAGCAGAAACUCUCCUCAGAGAUGAGGGUAAGGAAGGUGCCUUCAUGGUGAGAGAUUCGAGGCAGCCCGGCAUGUACACAGUCUCCGUUUUCACCAAAGCAUUGAGCAAUGACAACAGCCCCGUCAUCAAGCAUUAUCACAUCAAAGAGACUAAUGACAACCCCAAGCGCUAUUACUUGGCAGAGAAGCACGUGUUCGACUCCAUCCCAGAACUCGUCAACUACCACCAGCACAAUGCAGGAGGGCUCGUCACUCGUCUGCGGUAUGCAGUUUGUUCCUGGAGAGAAAAGGCCCCUAUCACAGCAGGACUGAGCUACGGGAAGUGGGUCAUCAAUCCUUGGGAGCUAACGUUAGUGCAGGAGAUUGGCAGCGGCCAGUUUGGGGUGGUCCAUCUUGGCUACUGGCUCGAGAAGACGAAAGUGGCUAUAAAGACCAUUCGCGAAGGAGCGAUGUCAGAAGAGGACUUUAUCGAGGAGGCCCAAGUCAUGAUGAAGCUGUCUCAUCCCAAGCUGGUGCAGCUCUAUGGCGUGUGCUUCGAACAGGCCCCCAUCUGCCUGGUGUUUGAGUUCAUGGAACACGGCUGCUUGUCAGAUUACCUCAGAAACCAGCGGGGCACCUUCUCCAAGGAGACCCUCCUGGGGAUGUGCCAGGACGUGUGCGAAGGGAUGGCUUAUCUGGAGCAGGAUUCUGUCAUUCACAGGGACCUGGCCGCUCGGAACUGUCUGGUCGGAGAAUCCCAGGUGGUCAAAGUGUCGGAUUUUGGGAUGUCCAGGUAUGUCCUCGAUGACCAGUACACUAGCUCCACAGGCACCAAAUUCCCCGUCAAAUGGUCUGCCCCAGAGGUUUUCUCCUACUCCAACUACAGCACCAAGUCGGAUGUAUGGUCAUUUGGAGUGUUGAUGUGGGAAGUGUUCAGCGAAGGCAAAAUCCCUUACGAAAACCGGACCAACGCGGAGGUGGUGGAGGAAAUCAACGCAGGACUCCGCUUGUAUAAACCCAAGCUGGCCUCCAAGGCCAUCUAUGAGCUCAUGAGCAGCUGCUGGAACGCGAGGAAAGAAGACCGACCCUCCUUCUCCAUCCUGCUCUACCAGCUGGGCGAGAUCUCUGAAUUUGACCUUUAAUCGGGACAAUGGCUCACUGGGUGAAGGUGAGCAAGACGUCUGAUUGGACAGCGUUUUCCCUACCUGAAGCAUUAACAAAACCCUUCCGACCUGAGAGAAUAGUUCUAGCCAGGCCAAUCCUUCUCAAGAGCUCCACGGAGAAAAGAUGGAGUCAAAUGUUUGGCUUGGGAACACGGGAAAGGUUCUCACAAACCAGACCAGCAAUUUAGCAGAGGUCCCAGAGAAAGGCUUCUCAUCUUCUCCUGAGAAUUGGGCUCAGUGCGUGCCCUCAGAUUUUGUGCUUCCACCCCUAGAUGCACACAACAGACACUUUAGCCUGCCCUGAACAAGGUGUCUCAUCACCGACAAGAGGAGCUCUGCGUAAGAUAUUACCUCAGCCGCUUUGUCUCUCUCAGAACCAUUCGGAUGCUUCCAGAUUUGUGACACAGCCAGUCUGGAGCGGAAAGGGAUGGCUGGAUGAACUGGGACCAGCUCCAACACACAGAGCAGACAGGCGCUCUGGCUGGGCUUACCCAUUGCGCCCUGUACGUUGCAGGGUUAAAGACUGGGUUGUCGUCUUAGCAUGAUUUGCUCUGCCGCUCUGGGGUAAGGGGUGUAGGAUUCUGGAGGGCGUAACAUAGGUGCACCUGAGAAAACUAUGAAUGAAAUGGCAAGGUCUUUCAACUCUGGUAUGUUGUUAGUGGGGGACAGAGAAAGAUAAACCCACACACAGACUUUCUGGUGCAGACUGGGAUGUGUGCGGGGGCGGGGGGGACCCAAAGCUGAAGAAUAUGGGUGUCAAAAUUCCCAUGGAGACGUCUCCAGAAGGAAAAACGGGCCUCCAAAGAGCUCGCAGUUGAUCAACAAAGGACAGUUUGUCAGUGCAGAUCACGUCUAGGGCAGUUGAGGCGGGCAGGAGCUCUGGGUCUCCUUGCCUGAGGUGAAAGGCUCCUUUUGAGAACUCCCCAGGAACUGGUGUGUUUUCUGAAGCAAGGUAAGAGGCAGCGGUGGGUGGCAAUGCAACGGGCCCUGCGGAGACUUCCCAUCUGGAUGACGGGGCUUUGUGGAGGAGACCGGGAGGUGCAGGCUGAGGGAUGCAAUGCCACAAUGAAGUACAAGUGCUCCAGGCACUUGUGAUAAUAAAAGGAGACCCCACUCCCUCUAUCCACCCAAGAAAGCAACGGAGCCUCCCCACAAAGACCUUUUCACCUCUUCGGUGAGCCACGUAUCGAGCCUUCUGAACUCCUAACGGGAGUGGCUUUCCACGGGUGUAACGGAGACCAGACUCCGUCCCCGACCGCGUAUACAGCUACCAACGCCGCAAUCUUUUGCCUAGUAGCGUGGAAAACGCUGGCCUGUAUUUUAUAAUCAGCGCUCCUACAGGAAUCGGACGGACCGGGUAUUUCAUGGUGCCGGACGCUGUGUGGCAGCAUUGGAAGAAGCUAUGUUCCAUGUUCAUGUAACUUAUCUAAUAUUCUAGCAAGCCCAGGAACAUUCCUCUCCCCAGAACCAGCCUCCAAAACAGAGCACACGCUGGGACUUUUUGCUAAGCAUUACGGAGAAAGGGAAGGCUCUGGAGGAUUUCUCUGUUAGCCACUGGACUCACUUCCCAUACUUGCUAGGCACUGCGCCGAUCUCAUUCUUCUCCCCCAUUGGAUUUUGUUCUGCAUUAAUUUCUUAGCUAGACACACCUGAAACGUCAGCAUGAAUCAUUUUCCCUGGCAGGUCGCCUGCCUUCACAAACUGGAGACAGGUCUGCCCCAGCCCCUGGGAUCCGAACAUGGCGGGGACGUUUGGCUCCCGGUCUCCGUUCGAUAGUCUCAGCUAGAGGCUGGGGCAGGAACCGCCACAAAUGGAAUUCUGCAAGGCCUGGAGUUCACCUGCUUUUUCUUCAUUCCUCCCCACUGGCUUCAGUUCGCCCACUGCCAUGUUCUUGUGGCAUCAGAUCUGGCCUCCAGUUGCUGCCCAGAAUAGGGGACCAUGGGGAAUUGCACCCUAGGGAGCUUGGGGGGAGUUGUGAGUGGCCCAGGACAUAUGGGACUGUACCUGGAGUGGGGGUUACCUGGCCAUAACCCUGACUCCUCCCUUGCAGCUCCCCCACUCUUUACUCCUAGAGUGGGUCUGGACCAGUGGUUCUCAACAUGGACCAUGUGGCUCCCCAGGGGACACGCCUUCCUUCUAGGGGGCCACAUGGGAAAAAACGGAACAUUAGAGGGCCACAAUAAGUUUCUGAGGGGGCCACCCGAACUUAACUGCCGGGCGUAUGAUGAAUGAGGCUCAGAACGGUUGAGAAACACUGGUCCAGACCACACCUCUCUGUCGACAGAGAGAUGUAGAUUAGGCACGUCGAAAUUGCUAA
Molecule: messenger RNA, 4256 nt
Organism: Pelodiscus sinensis (Chinese soft-shelled turtle)
Lineage: Eukaryota; Metazoa; Chordata; Testudines; Trionychidae
Gene: ITK
Product: IL2 inducible T cell kinase
Biological process (GO): intracellular signal transduction; protein phosphorylation
Molecular function (GO): protein binding; non-membrane spanning protein tyrosine kinase activity; ATP binding
Source: RefSeq, a predicted model, not a curated record